AUUUCCUUCAAUGACAAAUGUGUGGUUUCAGGUCUUUAAAAUGUUAUGCCGGGCUGCGACCAUGACUAGUUUCAACCUCUGUGCAUGGAGAAAUGAAUGGUCAUGAUAGGAACAUGUUUUGGCAGGGCCACAGACAACAAUCAACAUCUAGGAUCUUUCUCUCCCUUGUUCUGUUAACUGUCAUUGAGUUAGUAAACACAACAAUUCCAUGCAAGGAGAGCUGCAAUAAAACUAUUCACAAAGGUGUGAAGCUCAGCAAGUUAAUGAAGAAAAACACUGCAGAACUAAUAAAGACAUAUCAAGCCAAUGAGGGAGACUUUGCAAAGCAGUUCUGCAAAAUGCAGAAUGACAACGUUCCGACAUCAAGCCUCUCAGGACAAACUUCAGCUGAUCAUAUGUUGAACAUUUACACACGUCUAAAGGAGUUCCAGCCUCACAUAAAGAAAGUUCUGGAGCAGCAGACAGACUUGCUGCCUUCACAAAGCCCUUUGCUUAAUAGCCUGAAUCAGACUUUGCAACGGACUGGCCACCUUGUCCACAAGGUGACCUGCAUUCUGCAGAUCUUGCAGCCCAAUAUUCCAUUAUCUGAGCCAGCAGCCAGACCUACCGGAAUUCCCCUGCCUCAAAAUGUGUUUCAGCAGAAGGUCUAUGGGUGUGUUGUCCUGACUCGGCUCAACAAGUUCCUCUCAAGAGUUGUCGAUGAACUGAGGUCACUCAAGGGUAGCAUGUGUGUAAUACGAGAAAAAAAGGAACUGUGGUGAUGUCAUAGAACUAGUGGACAAUGAUUUGAAAUGAUUCGUCUUUGAAGGUUGACGGGUAUAUUUAUUAAUUAUUUAUUUUUCACAGAGUAAAUAUAAGAAAAUAGCCCGGAUAAACAGGGCAUACGUUUGAUAGUUUCAUUUGCAGAGGUAUUUAUUCCAUUAAUUUAUUGCUAUGCCAUAAUUAAUUAAUAUAUUACUUGAAUGCACAAAUGUUCCUAAAUGACUAAAUUAUACUUAAUAAUUUUGCAACAUUACAUUUUUUGGCAGUGAAGAAAAAUCUUAUUUUCUUAUCAAAGGGUCACUGCAGGUCUGAGAGUUUAAUUCAACAAAUGAUCAACCAAUGUUCUUAGCAAGUAUUUGAUGGUAUCAAGCCCGACUUAAGUUAGCUAUAUCAUUCUGUAUGUGUUAUUCCUCUGUAGAUAGACAGAUCAGACCCAGUAUUGCACACUGACCCAGAUUAAGAUUUCUUGCCACUGAGGGUCAUAUAUAUUGUUAGAUGAUGAUGUUUGACUGCUCAGGAAUUCACAAAGAUUGUGAUGAGAGCUGUUAGCCAUAUUGGCUUUUAUGGUAUGUGCUUGAAUGAACUGGUGGAUGGAGCUGGUGCAUUUGGGCUGCUGUCUGAGACAUCUGAGACAUGUGUUGAAACAGGUUUAGCAGACAGGAAGUGAAAGAGACUGUGAUAUCAGCCCUUAAUGACGCAUUCAGCUAAACACAUCAGAUAGGAAAGAAAAAACACUGACUAGCUGUCGCCCCUGUCACAAGAUGGAUGUCUGAGAGAGAGAGAGAGAGAGAGAGAGAGAGAGAGAGAGAGAGUGUGUGAGUGUGUGUGUGUGUGUGUGUGUGUGUGUUAGUGUGUUAGGUUUAAGCCACUGAUUACUAGGCUAGGACAAGACGACAUACUUAUUCUUGUGAAAUAUUUUGCUCAGUUCUGAUAUUGAAGCGCUAUAUGAAAAAUUUACAAAUCAUUUAUAUUUAAAAUUACUAUUUGAGCAAUUAAUGCAUAUACUGGCAUCUGUAAAUACAACAGCUGAUACAAACACA
This is a messenger RNA of Ictalurus punctatus (channel catfish), 1802 nucleotides long. It is a transcript of the gene m17, whose product is annotated as IL-6 subfamily cytokine M17. Gene Ontology annotation, biological process: negative regulation of neuron apoptotic process; ciliary neurotrophic factor-mediated signaling pathway. The record is from RefSeq and is a predicted model, not a curated record. The transcript has 3 exons. The coding region runs from base 93 to 761 and encodes 222 amino acids. NCBI's taxonomy places the organism in Eukaryota, Metazoa, Chordata, Actinopteri, Siluriformes, Ictaluridae. Gene Ontology annotation, molecular function: ciliary neurotrophic factor receptor binding.